UUCUUUAGGUGUGCUUUCCCCCGCCAUCCCUAUUGGUGGAAAAUCCGAGCCGCCCCUCACGUUGCGGAUAAACGUACUCCAGGUUUCAAAUCCCCGGAAGUGACGAUCAAAGGCACUCCUCUCCGGAAGUGACGACAGGAGUGCCCUUGACAGGCGGGGAGGGCUGGGCCGUCCGUCCCUCUGUUCGCGCUGCAGGGAGAUGGCUCAGCGGCUUCUUCUGAGGAGGUUCCUGGCUUCUGUCAUCUCCAGGACGCCCCCUCAAGGUCGGUGGGCACCCCUCGCCUCCAGGGCCCUGCAGACCCCACAAUGCAGUCCUGGUGACCUGACAGUAACACGCAGCCAGGCGCGGUCAAUAUAUACCACCAGAGUCUGUACAACAACCUUUAACAUCCAGGAUGGGCCUGACUUUCAAGACCGAGUUGUCAACAGUGAGACACCAGUGGUUGUGGAUUUCCAUGCACAGUGGUGCGGUCCCUGCAAGAUCCUGGGGCCAAGGUUAGAGAAGGUGGUGGCCAAGCAGCAUGGAAAGGUGGUGAUGGCCAAGGUGGAUAUUGACGACCACACAGACCUCGCCAUAGAGUAUGAGGUGUCAGCUGUACCCACUGUACUAGCCAUCAAGAAUGGGGACGUGGUGGACAAGUUUGUGGGCAUCAAGGAUGAGGACCAGCUGGAGGCCUUCCUGAAGAAGCUGAUUGGCUGACAAGCAGGGAAGAACCCUGAUUGCCCUUGCCUACUGGGGCCCCAUGGUCCCGGGAGGGCCCCCGGUUGAAUUCACAGCCCUCUCCCGGCCCUUCCUGCCUCUCUCUUCUGUCUGGCCCCUGAGGGCCCGUGCUCUGGAGACCGGGCCUCCAAACAUGGAGCCUUGAGUGCUUCCAACCCAGCUGACUGCCAGGGGAGUGAUGCUGCCACUGAUCUGGGGACAGCUGUCUGCCCACCCACUCUCUUUUUGUCUGCUCCUUCUAGGGCUGUCAGUUCUCCCAAGAUGCUUGGAGAGAGCCCCGGGCCAGCCCAUAGUGUUACUGUUCCAGCAGGAACAGCUUGGUCCUCGUCUCCCCCAGUCCCUUCUGAUCUGAACCCCAGUGCCUGGCUCAUCUGCCUCUUGCACUUUUCUUUCCUGCUGUUUUUUUUGUGAAAAGAAAAAGAAGGAAAAAAAGAAACCUAAACAAGUGAGAGUAAUAUAUAAUUCUCUCAUUUUUUUUAGGUCUGUAAUAAAGAACCUUAUGUGGUCCCUUCUACCUCCUGCUGUAAAGAACAGACCUUGGGCCCCACACUAAAUUAUCCUGUGGCCACCCCGCCCCAUCCACCCCCCAAGAGCCACCUCCCUUCUUUCCUCCCAGCAAACAUGCCUGGGCUGAGGCAUCCUGCAGACCCUUGGCUCGAAGUCUCCAGAUGCCACCCUCCCUCACCAUUAACUGGCCCUUUGGUUCUCUGAGCAGGUGGCUUCACUGUGAACAAACCGGACCAAUAAAACUGCGGUUUGCACUCUUAA
Pteropus alecto (black flying fox) is the source of this 1489-nucleotide messenger RNA. It is a transcript of the gene TXN2, whose product is annotated as thioredoxin 2. Gene Ontology annotation, cellular component: mitochondrion. Gene Ontology annotation, biological process: cell redox homeostasis. NCBI's taxonomy places the organism in Eukaryota, Metazoa, Chordata, Mammalia, Chiroptera, Pteropodidae. The record is from RefSeq and is a predicted model, not a curated record. The transcript has 4 exons. The coding region runs from base 200 to 700 and encodes 166 amino acids. Gene Ontology annotation, molecular function: protein-disulfide reductase activity.